This is a messenger RNA of Pundamilia nyererei, 3046 nucleotides long. RefSeq names its product ABC transporter F family member 4-like. The record is from RefSeq and is a predicted model, not a curated record. The transcript has 14 exons. Gene Ontology annotation, molecular function: protein binding. NCBI's taxonomy places the organism in Eukaryota, Metazoa, Chordata, Actinopteri, Cichliformes, Cichlidae. The coding region runs from base 121 to 2577 and encodes 818 amino acids.
GGGGGGCGUCGUCAGCGCACAUGUGCGCACGCCGAAUAGCGAGCAUGUACUGAAGUGUAAAUAACCCGUCAAUAUUAUUUGCACUUUUUCUCGGUUUGCCAGUCGGUCCCGUCGGACAGCAUGGCCUCAGAGGAGGACAACGUGCUGCUGUUUCUAAUCUACCAGCACCUGAAGGUGAACGGCUACCAGAAAGCUGCCCAGGUGCUGGAGAAGCACGUUACCCAGGUGGAGACACCAGUGGAGAGCUCCUCCACCCUACAUGAUAUCUACACAGGCUGGAUGAAACUGUACUCCCUAGCCCAGCAUGCCAAACAGGAGACACAAGAGUCCAGUUACUCAAAGAAAAGCAUCAAAGCAGAGGCUGCAGACACCAGGCUCUCCAGUGUCACAGGAGGAGAUGAUGUGGCUUCCAACCCUCCACUCGAGCCCGGGCCUGAUGUUGUUGAGCCACUGAAGGCAGAGAGCAUCUCUGAGAGUGUCUGUGAGCAGCUGCUGGCUGCUGAUAAUAAAUCCCAAGCAACAAACUCUGACAGCGAGAGCGCCGGCUCCUCUGACAGUGAAGUGGAAGAAGAAAAGAUAAAGGAGGAAGAAACAAAAACAGAGCAAGAGUCGGCUCCAACUAAAGUGUGUGCUGAGGCGUCCAAUGAGGCAGAAAGCCUGAGCUCUGCCUCUUCAGACGCUGAGGAAAUAACUGCACCCAGCCAGGGUAACAACAGCCUGGUGUUACCUGAUCAGGCUGAGGACCAAUCGCAGGCCCCCGAUCCAGCCGAGGCCUCAGUCUCAGGCGGUGACCUUAAAGUGGAGCAUCAAGAGGGCAGUGAUGAUCUGAAGCAGGAAGCAACCACAAACACCUCAGAAGACAUAGAAGAAGCUUCGGCGUCACAGCAGACAGAUGUUCCCACUCAGGAAGUCAGCGAAGCCGAGUCUCCAGAAGGUGAAGAAGCCACAGCAGGAGAGAUGCCCAUCCUGGUUGAACCCACCACCUCUGACCUGACAGCUCUGGAAACCAGUGACCAGCUAGGAGACGGUCAAGCCCCGCCCUCUGCAGACCCUGAUGGUGAAUCUAAAAAUCCAAAAGAGGAGGAGGAGGAUGACGUGGAGGAGACAAAGAAAUCUGAGACGUCAGAGGUCGCAGAUCUUUCCUCGGAGCUGGAGGGAGACACGGAGAUGUUGAAAAUCCCCGUGGACACCGGGAUCCAGAGUGACCUCUCAGCCAGUCCAACUGGUAUCAAAGUCACGUUGGUUUCAGAAGAGCGAUCGGACCCAGAGGCCUCCAUCAUCAUCAACAUCACAGUCAAAGAUGACGAAGCAGCUGAGCGAGAGACCGGCCAGCUGUCCCCUGAGGAGACUGCCGAGUCCUGUAAAGACCGCAGCACUCCCAGGAAAAAGAAAAGGAAGAGCAAACAGGAUUUUGAGACGUCAACAGCAGACGCAUCGAUCACGGACACACCCAGCAGCACUGAUGCAUCUACCCCAGAUCCACUCAGUGACACUCCUCUUCCUAGGAAAUCUGCCAAAAAGAAAAAGAGAGACAAAAAGAGACAAGAAGAGGAGGUGACAGAGGAUGGCGGAGAUCAGGAGGAUGAGGUUGAGGCGUCUCAGUUAGCUCCACCAGACAAGAAAAAGAAGGCUAAGAAGAGGAAAAGGGAAAGAGACGAAGAAGAAGAGAAGGAAGAGGAAACUCACACUGUCACUGAAAACAAAAUUAAAAAGAAGAAGAAGAAGAAGAAGGCUAAAGAUGUGGAAGAGGAGGAGCGUGAGGCAGGAAGAGCAGUAGAGGAGAAGGCUGAGAAUCCUGUGAGUCUGGCAGAGACAACGGAGGAGAAAAAGAAGAAGAAGAAAAAGAGGAGAAAGGAAGGAGGUCAGGAGAACGAGGCGGUGCAAUCUGAAGAACAACCAGCAGGGGGCAGUAAUGGCACAGAGGAGAAAAUGGAAGCCACAGAGGGAAAGUCUUCUUUGGACUCCUCGGCCAAGAAGAAAAAGCGUCUCAGGAAGAAGCUCAGCCUGAAGAGGAGAUUAAAACUUCAUAAGAAGGAGAAGCUGGCGAUGAGGUUGAUGAAGAGCAACAAGUUAUCUGCAGAUCAGAACCAUGUGAGAAGGAAGAAACAGAAACGCCUACAAGAAGAAACAGAGGAAGUGUUUCACCCAAAGUCAAGCAAAAGACCCAAAGUUGAGCCCAUUCGGGAGGAUGAAACACCAAAGAAGAAGAAAAAGAUGCAAAAACAUGCUGACCUAGAAGAAAAUUCGUCAAAGGAAAACCAACCUCCCAAGGCAAAGAAGGAGAAGAAGAGGGAGCUGCAGGCUGAGGAUCAGAGCGGUGUGGCAGAUGACCAGAGUGCUGCGAUUCUUGAUGAUGCCGAUACGUCGGCGCUUUCAAACGGAGGGAAGAAGAAAAGGAAGAAGAAGGCGGUUAAAUGCGAGGAAGCUGCCGAAAAUGUGAGCCAAGAUGUACCAGCUAAGAAAACAAAGAAGAGCAGACUACAGGAGAAACUAGAGGUCGAGCCUGCUGCAGACACACACACUCCUCCAGCUGCUUCUGGGAAAAAGAAAAAAUCUUCCAAGAAGAAGACAAACUGAUUUAGAUUUGGGGCGUACUCGGGAGGAUGACUGCAACUUGGACCUGGAAGCCUAAAAAUGUCAGCGUCUUUUCUCCCGAUUAUUCUGUCUGAGGUUCAUUUUUCCACGAGAAACAGAUUUCUGAGAGGUGCUGGGAGUAACUUCGCACUACCCUUUGUUCCUAAACUGUGAAUUUAGCACAAUACACACCCUAAACCCCCCCUUUAUUUAGCAGAUUCGACUUUAAAGCUUUGUUGGAGGCAGACCUGCUCUGCCAUGGGAAAAAAAAAAAAAGCAUAGUAAUUAGUCAAUGACUUUAUUAUGCAUUUCAUUCAGCGCAGCCUUUUUAACUGGAAGCUUUUCCCAUUAAAGUCUCAUUAAAGAAAUGAUUUAAAUGAGCUGCCUAUCGUUUGAAAGAAUUCACGCAAGUGAAACAUAAAUUUCUAUUUAAAUCAAAGAAUUCGAUUAUUAACAGGAUUGCUGUGAACUU